AUGUCCUCUAUUGAUCCCCCAGCAGCCGCCGAAAUUCGUCUUUUAUUAAUCGGUCCUCCUAAAGUUGGUCAAUCAAGUAUAGCGAAUGUAUUAGCAGGCAGAAAUGUUUUUCCAAUUGCUGCUUCUAGUUCAAGUUCUAAAACUGCAACAAAAUCUCCAAGACAUUAUACAAAUAAGACAAUUCUAUCAAACAAGCAUUUGUUAAUUGUUGACGCACCUCCUCUAUUCGUAUUAAAAAAUUCAACAUCGAAUGAAGCAGAAAUGAAAAGUUUGGCCGAAUGCAUCGCUUACAUUAGUCCUGGACCACAUGCUAUAUUUUUGAUUCUGAGUUGCGACGAUAAAAAAAACGAUUUAUUCGACAUGGAAAAGAUUGUCACCACAGUAUUUGGUAGUGAAGCAUUGAAACAAUCUAUUGUUGUUUUCACGAAUAUUGAUCGUUUGACAGAGAAGAACAUUAGCGUUGAAGAUUUUAUAAAUAAUCAAUGUAAACAACAAUCGCUAUUAGAUGCAUGUGACAGACGUUAUCUGACAAUUGAUUCAUCAACAAACGAUUUAACAAAACAUGAAACAUUUAUAAAGCAAGCGCUUAUUUUAUUGAAUAAUUUAUGGGAAAAACAGACAAUAUUCAAAUCAGAUAUGUUUAAUACCAUUGAAAAAGAAUUACAACAUAUAGAACAACAUCGUUUACAAGAUUUAUUGAAACCGGAUACAUCAAUAGUUGAGCAAGGAGCCAUGAAAUUAGCUGUACGAGAACAAUUGAGAGAUGACAUACAUAGUCACAGAGAACUAGCUGAUUCUACAUUUUUUACAUUACAAACACAUUUACAAACAAUAUUUAAAUCAUUGGUACAAGAAGUAGCAAGAUAUUUUGAAGAGAAUAUUGCUAGUAGUUAA
Molecule: messenger RNA, 894 nt
Organism: Didymodactylos carnosus
Lineage: Eukaryota; Metazoa; Rotifera; Eurotatoria; Philodinida; Philodinidae
Source: the annotation of a GenBank genome assembly